This is a messenger RNA of Oncorhynchus masou masou (cherry salmon), 8658 nucleotides long. Its product is annotated as piezo-type mechanosensitive ion channel component 2-like. Gene Ontology annotation, molecular function: mechanosensitive monoatomic ion channel activity. The record is from RefSeq and is a predicted model, not a curated record. Gene Ontology annotation, cellular component: membrane. The transcript is spliced from 54 exons. Lineage: Eukaryota; Metazoa; Chordata; Actinopteri; Salmoniformes; Salmonidae. Bases 1 to 8550 code for a protein of 2849 amino acids.
AUGGCGGGGGAUAUUGUGGUGGGGAUUCUCUAUAACUUAGUAUUACCUCUUCUUCUGCUUGCAGCGUCAUCAUUCCGGUACAAUGGUCUGUCUGUGGUGUAUUUCCUUUUCUUUCUCACCCUUCCCUUGCUGCCAAACCCCUCUCUCACCACCAUGCAAGGAAAAACAGGGAAGUUCCUGCUGCUCAUCUGUUCUACCAGCGUGACGUUUCUGGCUCUCCAGUGUUUCAUGCAGAUCACUUUUGCCUACGUACCUCAGAAUGAGAACGAAUAUUGGGAAAAUGUUCUCUACCAUUUGGGCAUUGUACGGUUCAGUUUGGUGGAUGCAGGGAACACUUUGCGUCUCUUAGCCCCUGAUCUGGGGCUCUUCCUGUCUGGGCUCUUCAUACUCUGCCUGGUCAGGAAGCUGCUGUGCCCCACGCCACAUCUUAAUGUCCACGAGAACUGCAUCAAACCCUCUGACCCUGAGCAGGAUGUGGAGAUGUCCGACUCAGAGUCUGAAGUCGAAAGUGAUGUCACAGAUGGCUCGUCCUGUGACAGCUCAGAUGAAAUCACAGCGGCGCCGCUAACCCCUCCUCAGUUUGUCCAGAAGUUCAUUGCAUUUGCCCUUGGACUGCGCCUCUUGCUGUCCGCCAUCAUGAACACAGCAGGGAAAGUAGUGGUCACCAUACUACUGGGGCUGGCAGGCAUCGCCCUACCCUCCCUGACUUCGGCAGUGUAUUUCGGGACAUUUCUGGGCUUGGUGUGGUGGUGGGUGUGUCUUCGCUCCCUCAGCCUGCUGUUUUUCAGUACCCUCUGCGUGAUGAUGGCUAUAUUCAGCGCUGGUCACCUGCUGUGCCUCUACCUGUACCAGCUUCCCCUGGUCCAACAGAUCAUACCCCCACAGGACAUCUACGCCAGGCUGUUUGGUAUGACAGCGUUCAUCCGGACCAAUGAGACUGAGCCAUACAGUCUGGGUCUGCAGGCAGAUGUCAGCUGGCCUAUCUUCAUCAACCCCAUGGUGCUGCUGCUCCUCUAUUACACAAUGGUGGCUUUGCUGCACAAGUGGGUCUACAUCCCUGAAGAAGAGGAUACUCUGGUGAAGUCUGAGAGUCCAGUAGAAAUCCCUGAGGAUCCCCCCAGCUUCUCCAAGAUCUUAUUCAUCUCAGGAGACAGAUUGGAGCUACUGACCAGUACGGAUGAGGAAACUUACAUGCCAGAUGAGGAGGUGCAGGAGCCAAUGGUCUUACUGAUGAGCAGCUCAUGGCAUGAUCUGAGAGGUCAGGAGAUGGGGAUACUGCAGGAAGGGCCAGGGGCAGGGUAUGCAAACUGCUACCCUCCACCACAAUAUGAAGGAAUAGACUUGUCACCCUCACAAGAGUCAGAAGAGGUUGAAGAGAAGGAGAGGAGGAGUGAGGUGUCUAUGAAGGAGGGAUGGAGUGAGGUGUCUAUGAGGCAGGAGAGGAGUGAGGUGUCUAUGAGGGAGGGGAGGAGUGAGGUGUCUUCGAGGGACGGGAGGAGUGAGGUGUCUAUGAGGGAGGGGGGGAGUGAGGUGUCUAUGAGGGCGGGGGGGAGUGGGGUGUCUAUGAGGGAGGGGAGGAGUGAGGUGUCUAUGAGGGAGGGGAGGAGUGAGGUGUCUAUGAGGGAGGGGAGGAGUGAGGUGUCUACGAGGGAGGGGAGGAGUGAGGUGUCUUCGAGGGACGGGAGGAGUGAGGUGUCUAUGAGGGCGGGGGGGAGUGGGGUGUCUAUGAGGGAGGGGAGGAGUGAGGUGUCUAUGAGGGAGGGGAUGAGUGAUGUGUCUAUGAGCGAGGAAGAGAAUGGCCCCAGUGGACUGGCUGUGCUUGGCCUGUUCAUCAUGAAGCACAGCUACAUCAGCGCACUCAUCAUCAUGAUGGUGUGGAGCAUCACCUAUAACAGCUGGCUGACGUUCGCCCUGCUGGUGUGGUCGUGUGUGAUCUGGAUGAUGCGUGACCGUCGGCGCUACGCCAUGAUGAGCGCUCCCUUCCUGGCGGUGUACGGCACCUUGCUGUUGCUGCUCGCCUUCCUGAGCGGCCUGAGGCUGCGGCGGGAUGAGCUGUACCCUGGCCUGCCACAUGCCAUGCUGGUGGACUUUGACAUGGCCAUCUACCCAGCACCCUGCAUCCACCUGGGAGGCAAGGUGUUGUACACCUUCAGCUUUUGGCUGCUGUUCCGGCAACAACAGAAGGAGAAACAGGAAGAGCAGGAUCUCAAGGAGUCUGAGGAGUCUCUGGAAGAAGUGAAAGUACUCCCACCGGAUGAAGGUGAAACCUCUCCCAUAAUGGAGAUGCUGGGUUCAGCGGUCAAAGGAAACCUGGUGAAGUACUGGAUCCUGUUCUGCUGCUCCAUGUUCUUUGUGGUCAGCUUCUCCGGGAAGGUGAUGGUCUACAAGAUCCUCUACAUCGUGCUGUUCCUCUUCUGUGUCGUCCUCUACCAGAUCCGUUGUGACGUGUGGAGGCGAGUGCUGAAGUACUUCUGGGCGGUGGUGGUGGGCUACUCCAUGGUGGUCCUGAUUGCCAUCUACAUGUACCAAUUCAAGACCGUCUCUGGCCUGUUCAGACAGAUCAUGGGCAUGUCUGAGGAAGGUCUGCGUGAUCUCGGGUUGGAGCAAUAUGAUACUGUGGAGCUGUUUGCUCGGAUCCUCCUCCCUGCAGCCUUCCUAUUGGCCUGCAUCCUGCAGCUACACUACUUCAACCAGGACUUCCUGGAUCUCACCAACCUGGACAACGUACCUGUCCACCACGGACCAACCAGAGAGGAGGAGCUGAGGAACUCUGUCAAUGUGAUAGCUGACAUAAUGAAAGAAAACGUUGAAAAGUUACAGAAACGGAUGGCGAAGGAGCAGAGCGAGCAGACGAGUGGGGAGUCGGAACGUGUGGGGAGUCAGGACACGUUGGAGAAUGAUGGACUGUCUGCCUCAUCAGAGAAACCCGAGGAGGAGCAGGGGGAAACAAUUCCCCCAGAGGAGCGUCUGACCCAGUGGGGGUUGAUUGUGGACAGGGCCAGCCUACUGCUGUUCCAGGCUCUGGCUCUCUUCCAGCGGGCUCAGGAGAUGGGCUGGAGGCUGCUGGAGGUUCACAGCCUCAAGAUUGUUUCCACUGGCAUCAUCUGGGUGUCCCUACAAGAGGUGUCCCUAAUGAACUUCAUGUUCCUGGUUCUGUGGACCUUCGCCCUGCCCUUCCCCCGGCUCCGCCCCAUCGCCUCCAGUGUGUCCUCAGUCUGGGCCUGUGUCAUGGUGGUGUGUAAGAUGCUGUACCAGCUCAAGGUCAUCAAACCUCUGGAGUACUCCUCCAACUGCACCGCUAGCCUGGUGUCAGCUAACGGGACAGGGCUGGAGGGGAACAUGGCAGAGCUGCUGAGGAGGUCUGUGCUGUAUGUGAAGCCUGUUGACCCAGCCAUAUGGUGUGGAGCCCUGCGCAAGUGUGAAGACAGGAUCCUGCCCUGUCUCAGCAACCACCUGAUGGUGCUGGGGCUGCUGGUGUUUGAGGUGACGGUCUCUCGACACCAGCUCUACUACCGCCUUCACAACAACCUCAAGGUCCCCACCUUCAGCAUUAUCUUCCAGGGCAUCACACGCCAGCACCUGGACCAUGGCAUCCUGCCCUGCAUCAAGUACUUCGUCAACUACUUCUUCUACAAGUUUGGCCUGGAGGUGUGCUUUGUGGUGGCGGUGAAUGUGAUUGGCCAGCGGAUGGAUUUCUACUCGCUGCUGCACGCCUGUGCUCUGAUGGCCGUUCUGUCACGACGACGCAGGAAGGCCAUGGGGGAGGUGUGGCCUAAGUACUGCUGCUUCACUGCAGGACUCAUGGUGCUGCAGUACCUGCUCUGUAUCGGCAUCCCUCCCGCUCUCUGUGUCGAUUAUCCAUGGAGGACCUCCAGUCAGGCUUUGACCUCCAACCUCAUCAAGUGGCUUUACCUGCCUGACUUUGCCAUGCGUCCCUCCCCUUCCUUCAUCCUCUACGACCACCUCCUGCUGCUGUGCUCCACGCUGCAGUGGCAAGUGUUUGAGGAGGAGAACCGGGCUGCCGUGCGCCUCAUGGCAGGGGAGAACGUGGAGAUCAGCCGCAGCCUGGACCCGCGUUCCUUCAACCAGUACAUUCCCGUCAACAACUUCCUCCAAUGCAGGUCCUACCUGGACAUCGCCAAAGUGUUUGUGUUCAGCUACUUCUUCUGGCUAGUGCUGUGCCUCAUCUUCAUCACGGGCACCACCCGCAUCAACAUCUUCUGCCUAGGCUACCUGGUAGCCUGCUUCUACUUCAUGCUGUUUGGAGGAAGCCUGCUAAUGAAGCCCGUACGAUACAUCCUCAGGCUCUGGGACUGCCUCAUCGGAUACACUUGCUUCGUCAUUGGCAUGAAGAACCUGCUAUCGCUUGGCUCGUGUGCUUAUCUGGACAGUCUGUUGAAGAAUGGCUGCUGGCUCAUUCAGGCCUUCAGCAUGGUCUGUACAGUCAAAGGCUAUGAUGUCUCUGCUCCUGAUGAUGAGUGUGAGCUGCCGGAGGGGGAGGCGGGCAUUGUGUGGGAUGCGAUCUGCUUCACCGUGCUCUUGGCUCAGAGAAGGGUUUUCCUCAGCUACUACUUCCUGUAUGUGGUGUCUGACCUCAGGGCAUCCAAGAUCCUGGCCUCCAGGGGUGCUGAGCUCUUUGAAGCCAAGGUGAAGAAACUGGUUGCUGCCAGACUGGAGAUGGAGAGGAAGUCUGUGGCGACGCUGAAGAAGCAGAUGGAGAAGAUCAAAUCCAAACAUAAGAGUAAGCCUGGCCAGGGAGACGCAGCAACGCCCCCUGCUGAUAUAGUGCCAAAGGGUGAGAGUGAGAAGGCUGGGAACGAUCAGGGGAAAUGGUGGAAACCAUGGGUCUCUCGGCCUGGCGUUGAGAACAACUGUGGCUACCAUCUUUUUGAGAGUGACAGUGAAGAGGAAGAGGAUGAAGUCCAGGAAAAGAAAGAGGAAGAGGCUCCACUAAAGAAGAAAUCUUCUUUUCAGAUAGCCUAUGAGGCAUGGGCCACAAGCUCCAAAGCAGCCCUGGAUUUGCACAAAAAAGAAGAAAACAAGAUGAAAAAUGAGGAGAAGAGGAGGGCAAAGAGAGAGCUGCAAAGACAGCAAGGCAUUGAGAGAGCCGAGUCUCACGAGUUGGACGAGUUGGAGGUGGAAGAGAGCGAUGAAGAGGAGGAGAAAGAUAACCUAUUUCAGAGGAUCAUCUACUCACUCAAGUUUCUAUGGGUGUUUAUCCUGUCCCUUUUGGAUGACGUCACUGAGGGCCUUAACUCUUUCUGCAAAGAUAACCAGGACAUCACCAAAGUGCUGCGCUUUGAGAGGGCUCUUCUCGGUCAGCAACAGAAAAAGGGGAAAGAAGUGUCACAGGAGAGCGUGACGCGCUUCUAUGAGAACUGGAUGUCUAGGCAGAGCACUCUGGCCUCGCUGGAAGACCAAGAUGACAUAGUUCUCCCCAUCUCCUCCCCACCACCUGUACCCUCAUCACCGCGAGGUUACUCAAAGCUGAAACACACCCAUUCCAAAAUAUCCUGGGGUAGCAGCUUGUCCAGCUGCGUGACGGAUGAGACCCUGCUAGGGUCUCGACAGCCCACUCUGGAUGAGCUGGAUGACCCUCCUCUACUCCAGCCAACUGCCGAGCAACUCAGACGGAAACUACUGAAAACUGCCAACCUGGACCUUGGCUCAUUUGACAGUGAAGUCCCUCCACCAAGCCAUGAUGAUACUGUUCCUGAUAAGGAGGACCGUGAAGGAGAGGAUGCAUGUAAAAAGGAGGGGGAGUCUACAGCGGAGGAGGAGUAUAGAAUGGAGGAGGAGGAAUGGAGGGAGGAAGAAGAGGAAGAGAGGGAAAAAGCUGUGAUGUUUUCGGGAUUUAUCUCCCUGGACUAUCUGGAGUGUGAUGAGAAGUGCGGCGAUUUCCCAGACUCCCCCCGGCCUCUGAGUGAGACCAGGAACCUCACGGCUAGUGAGCUGCUGCUCAACAACAUGUUUGAUGACGAUGAAAUUGAAGAGUCUGAUAAGUUUUUCCAGUCUCUCCCGAGGCACCUGAGACUGGUGUUUGCCCUGUACAACACCAUGGUGUCAAAGUCAGAGAUGCUGUGCUACUUUGUGAUCAUCCUGAACCACAUGGUGUCUGCCUCCCUGCUCAGCCUGAUCCUGCCUAUCCUCAUCUUCCUCUGGGCCAUGCUGUCUGUACCUCGCCCAACCAAGCGCUUCUGGAUGACUGCCAUCAUCUACACAGAGCUGAUUGUGGUGGUCAAGUAUUUUUUCCAGUUUGGCUUUUUCCCCUGGACUACCUCGGUCUACCGAGGCAUCAAUGCAGACCGGCCCUUUGCUCUGCCCAACAUCAUUGGGGUAGAGAAGAAAUAUGGCUAUGUUUUCUUUGACUUGAUACAAAUGCUGGCUCUGUUCUUCCAUCGCUCCAUUCUGAAGUGCCACGGUCUUUGGGAUAACAAAGAGGUGGAGAUGCCAGACUUCUUCAAGAAGUUAAAGAAGAAGACGGAGAAGAUUAAGAUGAGUGGAGGAGAAAAAAAAGGGGACGAGCCGAAGCGAAGACUGCCCUGCCUCCCUCUCCAGGCCUCGACUGCGUCCUUGUUUUGCAGAUGUGGAAAAGCCAACUCCACUGAGACAAACGGUGAUAUGCGGCUCACGAAGCGCCACUCCAAGAAGAAGAGGCACCACAAUAAAGUUCCCCUGACCAGGAAGGAGAGCAUCAAAAAGCUGAUUAGAGAAAGGAUGCUGGAGGCUAAAGCUGCUAUCAUUGAAGUUGCCCUGCAUAUAUACCUACCCAUCAGGCAGUUCUUCUAUGACAUAAUUCACCCAGAGUGCAGCCCAGUGUGUGACGUCUACGCUCUUAUGUUUCUGAUUGACGUGGUCAACUUCAUUGUCAUCAUAUUUGGAUACUGGGCGUUUGGGAAACACAGUGCUGGUGCUGACAUCACAGAUGCUCUUGGGGAGGACCAGGUCCCAUCGGCCUUCCUGGUCAUGCUGCUCAUCCAGUUUGGCACCAUGAUAGUGGACCGCGCUCUGUACCUCCGCAAAACCCUAAUGGGAAAAUGUGUCUUCCAAGUGGUGCUGGUGUUUGGUAUCCACUUUUGGAUGUUUUUCAUACUCCCUGGGGUGACUGAGAGGAGGUUCAACAUGAACCAGGUGGCACAGUUGUGGUACUUUGUGAAGUGCAUCUACUUUGGCCUUUCCGCCUACCAGAUCAAGUGUGGCUACCCAAAUUGUGUGCUGGGAAACUUCCUGACCAAGAACUACAACUACCUCAACCUAUUCCUUUUUCAAGGGUUUCGCCUGGUUCCGUUCCUUAUAGAGCUGCGUGCCGUGAUGGACUGGGUCUGGACCGACACCACCCUCAGCCUGGGCAGCUGGAUCUGUGUCGAGGACAUUUAUGCCAACAUCUUCAUACUCAAGUGCUGGAGGGAGUCGGAGAAGAAAUACCCACACAUCCCAGGGCAGAAGAAGAAAAUGGUGGUGAAGUAUGGAAUGGGUGGCUUCAUCAUAUUCUUCCUCAUCAGUGUCAUCUGGUUCCCCCUCCUCUUCAUGUCAUUGGUCAAGUCAGUGGCUGGAGUGACCAAUCAGCCUCUAGAUGUCUCUAUUCAGCUCAGCAUAGCAGGAUAUGAGCCAAUGUUCACAAUGAGCGCCCAGGAGCAGAACCUGGUGCCAUACUCAGUUGCAGGCCUCAACCGGCUCAACAACCUCUAUGCCACUCACCCAUCAGCUAUGCAGUUCCUUGGGAACUACAUGGCUGAGGACAUUGUCAUUGCAAAGAUCAAGAGUGAUGCCAGUCUGCUGUGGAGCAUCAGCCCUGCCAGCCGUGACGCUAUGAUCCAUGAACUCAGCAACUCCACCCAUAUCUACAUCACCCUGCGAUGGGUACUCCUCAGGAAUGCGUCUCUGUCGAUGAACGUGGAGACCAUGGGGGAACACACUGUGAAGUAUGAGGACCGGACCCUGAGGGAUCAGAUAGUUCAGAUGCUCAAAGGGACACGCAGCGACUCUGUGAUCAUUGAGUCUCUCCUGCCCAAGUUCCUCAGAGGUUCCGGAGGACCUGUGUCCAAUAUGGCCACCCGCCUGAAAGUAGAACACUCGGAUCGCCCUGAGGACCUACAGACUUUUGCCUUCUUCUUGCCCCUGUCCAUCAAACUACAGCGCGCAGAAGACAAUGGAAGUGCAGAGGGGGGUCAGUGGUGGAUAGUGCAGGAAUGCACUCCUGGACAGGGGCACGUCCAGAGCAGCUGCCACAAGAUUGAGAUAGUGGUGUUCAACGACAAAGUCAGUCCCCCCAGCCUGGAUGCUCUUGCAGGACAGGGAAUCGUGGGCCUGUACAUGUCUGUGGUGCUGGUCGUCGGGAAGUUUGUCAGGGAGUUCUUCAAUGGGAUAUCCCGCUCAAUUAUGUUUGAGGAGCUGCCGUGUGUGGAUCGGGUGUUGAAGCUCUGCACGGACAUCUUUGUUGUGCGAGAGACUGGCGAGAUGGAGCUGGAGGAAACACUGUUUGAGAAGCUCAUCUUCCUGUAUCGUUCACCGGAGACCAUGAUCAAGAUUACCAGAGAGAAGAGCGACUAGAGAGCAUGAUGACAUUUGUUAUGAAGAGGACGAUUUGGCUUUUGGUUCUUAUCUAGGGUGUAUUCAUCAUGCCGAUUUUGCAACAGAAACCGUUCACUCAAGUUUUGU